GCGAGCCCAGGCGAAGCACAGCCACACGGUUACAUGAGACCGAAUGCCAGCUUCAUUGAAAAAGCUCUGUUAUCGAGAGUAGAGACAGGAGGGACAGACGUUUUCAGUGUGCAGACACAAAUAACAACACGCAGAAAGCUCUGGGGAACUCGGGGAAAGGGACAUUUUCACAGCCUCAAGAACCUCGGUAGGAGAAAGCAGAAGACACAUCGUUUUAAAAGAUAAAUCAAGCGCAGUGGACACAGCGGGAGUAGAUUAUUCAUUCCGAUAACUUCUAUAAGGAAGGGCAACUAAAAAAAAGAAAAAACUACCUCCGCCGUUUCAUAUUUUUGUUUUAUUUUUCCUUUCGUUGACUUUUUUCUUUAUUUUAUCACCUGUCCUCAGAAAAGCAUACAACCAGGCAGAGUUGAAUUGCAGUGCAGUGGGUAAAGAAAUUGAACGCAACACCAGGAGACAGAACAGCUCACCGCAUUUAGCCUACCAGCAAAAUACAGUAUAUAUAUAUAUUUUGUACCAUCCUUGGUUCUGUUUGGGGCUGAUUUUAGUUAAUUUUUUGGAAUAUGGUUGGGGAAAUGGAAACGAAGGAGAAACCGAAGCCUACCCCAGACUAUCUCAUGCAGCUCAUGAAUGAUAAGAAACUGAUGAGCAGCCUACCCAACUUCUGCGGAAUUUUUAACCACCUCGAACGGCUGCUUGAUGAAGAGAUCAGCCGUGUACGGAAGGACAUGUACAACGACACGCUAAAUGGCAGCACAGAGAAGCGGAGCAGUGAGCUCCCAGACGCAGUGGGCCCCAUGGUGCAGCUCCAGGAGAAACUAUUUGUGCCUGUGAAAGAGUACCCCGAUUUUAACUUUGUGGGCCGUAUCCUGGGACCACGGGGGCUGACAGCCAAGCAGCUGGAGGCAGAGACAGGAUGUAAAAUCAUGGUGCGCGGAAAAGGCUCCAUGAGGGACAAGAAGAAGGAAGAGCAGAACCGCGGCAAACCCAACUGGGAGCACCUCAACGAGGACCUGCAUGUCCUGAUCACAGUGGAGGACGCACAGAACCGCGCUGAGAUCAAGCUGAAGCGGGCUGUGGAGGAGGUCAACAAACUACUGGUGCCUGCGGCGGAGGGAGAGGACAGCCUGAAGAAGAUGCAGCUGAUGGAGCUGGCCAUCCUCAACGGCACCUACCGAGACGCCAACAUCAAGUCACCUGCCCUUGCCUUCUCUCUUGCAGCGAACGCCCAGGCGCCCCGCAUCAUCGCCGGCCCCGCCCCCAUGCCCCAGAACGCCUUGCGCACUUCCACCCCGGCCGGCCCCACCCUAAUGCCCCUGAUCCGACAGAUCCAGACCUGCAUGCCCAACGGCUCGCCCCACCCGGGCGUCAUGACCCAGGGUCCCGAGUCGGGCCUCAUAUAUGCUUCGCCGUACGAUUACCCCUACACACUGGCCCCUGCCACCUCCAUCCUGGAGUACCCCAUCGACUCCAGCGGGGUGUUAGGUAAGCAUGCGUGCCCCUGCGAUUGCCCCGCAGCCCCCCACCAACACCACCACCCCCAUGGCCAGUGGAAUCCCGCCCCCACGCUGAUCCUGCGCCACUCCUCCUAAAUACGGCCCCGCCCCCCCAUUCACACUUUUGUGACGACCCCCCCCCCUCAGAAUAAUACCACACUCCCCCGUCUCUCGCCCUCGCCCGCCCCAGCCUCCCAGGAGAUACCACUGAAAGAGAGGGGUCAGCAACAGAAAAAAAAAACAUUCCAGCUCUUUACUGCAUCUUUCUUUUCACUAUCAUGAGACAAUUCUCUCCUCUAUAAAGCCCUUUAAGAAAUGUGUGCAUAAAUGAACUGGAAGUUAAGAGCUCUACUGGCUCUGUGAUUUGUAAGAGGAGGCGGUUUCAUUCGGAAAAGGGUCCUUACCCUCCUCUCUCCCAGUCCCUGCAUACACACGCAGCCCUAUGGCUUUGAAAAAAGCCACUUUAGAAAAUAUCAUAUUACAAACGCGACUUGACUCCAUUAAGACAGACUGUACCCAAAGGCACAUUGUAAAUCUGAACUGUUACCAAUGCACCAAAAGGUCAACAGCAGCGUGUCCAAUUGGGUUGAGCACAUUCCAGACAGCCAGGGUGUCAGCCAUUAGCAGCCAGAGUUCCGCCUAAAUGUCUGGGUGAAGGGAGAGGGGAGAGGGGAUUCUGGAUUUUGGGGUGGGGGGUUGGGGGUUGGGUGAGUGAGGCUGGGUGGGUGGGGGUUGUUACUGUAAAGGGGGGGGGGGGGGUCGAGGAGCGGCGGAGCCCAGUGAAGAUUUCACCCUGUCUCUCUCUCUUGUGUGACCUAUACAGCGUCCUCAAAGGCCGAAGAGCUGCCCCUCUACCUGGGGUUUCAGACCUGUCACUUUCCCAUCACUGUGCAGCGAGGAGAGCCCUGCAACCGGCCUCCCUUUUAAAGAAACGUCCCUUCCCUCCCUCUUUCCCUCCACCCCCUCAAACAACACACACCCACCUCCUCAUCUCCCUCCUCCCUCCCCGCCACCACACGCUGGACUGGUUGAGGAUUGGCCCUCUCUAAGCAACCACAAGCCACAAGGGGAAGCCUCGGCCCUUCCUCUUUUAAUGUCUGUUCAAAGUGACGUGUGUGUUACUGAUCAACCCUUUUUGAUUUCCUGUCCUGAUGAUGAUGAUAUAUUUGUGUAUGAUGACGAGGGAGAACUGAGCUCCACCUUGCUGCAGACCCCCCUUGGGGGCGCCCCCCUCUCUCUGGGUGUGGCUUGGGGGUGUCCUGAGGGGUAACAUGAGGAAGGUGAGGGGUCAGAGGGGGUCGACAGAGAGGGCUUGCGGAGCCAAUGGGGGAGAUGGUGUGUGUUGGCGAUGGGUCACCUGCAGUUAAAGCGUCUAGGCCUCACAGGCUUUAUUCACAAAGGGAUUUUAGGACAUUCUGUCCCGACACUGACAGUCUUAACUUCACUCUUAUGAAAAAUAUUCACAGAAUGAGACUUUCAGCUCAAGUGUAGCCCAAACGACAGUCAGUGAGUGAACAACAUAGUCCUUUUGUAUAACACAUUUUUGCAUGGACUCAAACGGAGUGUCCUAAAAUGGCUUCGGGAAUAGGGGCCUGGUGUGUGUUGACAGGAACUCCUGACACUAAUUCACCGUUCCCUUCCUUUAUUCAAUAGGUGUGGCUUUCCCCACGAAAGGCUAAAAGAGUUUCACGGAUCCUUACUGAGCCCCUCAUCCGAUCUGAGUGUUGACACACAUGUGCUUUUGUUUCACAGCUGCCUUGAGUGUAAUGAACCAAGAGCCGGGCAUAUAGCAGUCAGACAGACAGACACAGACAGGCAGACAGACACAGACACAGACAGGCACACAGACACAGACAGGCACACAGACACAGACAGGCACACAGACACAGACAGGCACACAGACAGACAGACACAGACAGGCAGGCUCCCUCACUACUGAUGUUUACACCGGCCAAACCUCCCCGAAGAGGCACGGGCCUUAACGCCAUGCAUUAUGUGUGAGUGUGUAUGUGCAUCCUGUACACACAUUCAUAUAAGUAUAUUUUCGCAGACCUACGGUAUGCGACUGUUUCACUGACUGCUAUGUCUGGGAUUGAAAAUCUAUACAAUACUGUCACGCUUUACUAAUCACUUAAUUCAUUGCCUUUUUUUCUACCUAUUCUUUUAUUUUUUAUUUUAUAAGAGAUGUUCAUUUUUUUUACUACUGCAAAUGUGCCUAAAAGCUUUCAUCUCUGGGCUUUAACCAGAGAGUGGGUGAUCAGUAUUAUAUUUAAAAUGAAUAACUGAGGAGAUGCACUUCCUGAUGCUCAACCUGAGAUUAUGUGACUAGUAAAGCUCCCCUGUGUGUGUAUGUGUAUGUGUGUGUGUGUGUGUGUGUGUGUGUGUGUGUGUGUGUGUGUGUGUGUGUGUGUGUGUGUGUGUGUGUGUGUGUGUGUGUGUGUGUGUGUGUGUGUGUGUGUGUGUGUGCAUAAAUGCCUAAUUCCUGCAAAUUUGUAACAAGGACUCAAGAAAACAAUGGAUCCUUACAGUCAAGGUUACUCCAUAGUCACAAAUGCUACUAUGUCCAAGAUUUCUCCUUGUUACGAUGAAGUAUAUGAGUAUAAUUUGUGCCUUAACAUGUAUUUCUAAAGAUUUUUUCCUAAUUGUGUUACGUGUUUGGUCGUAUAAACCUUGAUGAUAUGACGAAUUGACUUGAUGGAAACGGCGAAGGAGGAAAUGACCUAAUCCUUGUUUUGGUCAUGUUGUUGCAAUCCGAGCAGGUGCAGUGACUACUAAGGUUCGAAGGCACGAACUGCGGGUCCAUCCUUACCAAAGGAUAGUGACCGCAGACCGAGGUUAGUUUAGCUCUUAUGCAUUUGUGUUUUAUUGCCAAUGCCUGCUCACUGUUGGUCCUGAUCUGUUUUGCAACAUGUACAAAUUGUUCAGCUAGUCGUUCCGGUUUGUGAUGUGAUGCAACAUACUGCGCACCCUUCCUCGUCGUGGCCUCUGAGAAACAUUUAUUUGGAAUACAUUUGUUCUCAGAGUGCGUACGUGGAGGGCUGUACAAGGUGAUUCUGAGAACUAGUGACCACAACACAGUAGCCGAAUGAUGCUUUUGCUAUCUAGGUAGAGACACAAACAUACACACCUGCAUUUAAAACAAAAAAAACUACUCCACUCUAUUAUUUCGAUGACUUUAUGAAUCUGACAUGAUGUCGAUGACAAAUAAUGGACGAUACCCCUUUAUUAAAAAAAGAAGAUCAAAUGAUCUGUAUUUUAGUUUCCCCCCUCCGUUCAACGAGGAGGAUGCAAUUUUAUUUCAAAUGCACUUAAGUCUUCAGCUUCUUACGUGGAUAAUGUAGCGUUUUAAUCGAUAAAUUAUGUCCAUUUGUAUUUAUUUGUUUGAGGAAAUGAAUGUUUUGGGAAACUGACCCGUUGUAUUGUCAAGGACAACACAGAAGUGUAAAACCUGUCAUGUCAUAGUUACAUUUUUUUAAUCUCCCCAUUUUUACUACUGUAUUUUUUUUUAAGUCUCAACAACGGCGUUAUAAGAAAAGAGGGAUGGACACGUGGUAGGCUAUAGACUGGAAAUGGUUUUAUUCUGCAGAUAAGGUAAACAAACACAACAGUCAGAGCUUUCGCUCUCUAAAGUCCACACGUGUCACACAUGUGUUCACUGAAUACUGAGAAUAACCGAGGCAGUAAACCAGAGAAGAAACCAUUUGUCAAAUUACCCGAGCAACAAGGAAUUUGCGGGAUCUGUUCUCUAUCAGUGCCUUUUCUCUGUUUUAUCCUUAUACCCCUGGUGCUUAAUACACCAAGUGUGCCUUGUACCCACACUGUGGAUCAUCACAUUUCACUACAGAUCAUUCCUUGUACCCAAUCAAGUGAGUGUUUGCAAUGUGCCAGAAAAUAGGAUGCAAAUGCCAAUUGAAAAACUGCCUACAUGCAGACAUUUUUUGGAUAAAUCAACCUACAUUUUAGUACAUACGUUGAAGUUGAAAACCCUGUGAAAUUUAUUCAAUUGUAAUACUGUUUAAAUAAGUCCAGUUCACAAAUCACCUUUUUUUUUUUUCUGCUAGAUGAUGUGGAACAAUUAACAUAUAUAAUUAACAGUAUAUGCAAACUGGGUCUAAGGAUAUUCAGGUUUCGGCACUGUAGCGCUGUCUGUGAAUUGCCUCUGAAAACUUGAUAGCUCAAAUCUGCCCUAAAACAAAUAAAUGAAUAUAGAAAUAACUGUAAUAUGGAGUUACUUAAGAAGUGCAUAUUAUGCAAAGGGUAUUAUUACUAAAAGGUCAAACCUUAAUCCAUAAUGAUAAUACAUGAUAAUAAUGGUAACGGAUAGGUUACUGACAUUGAAUGACAAACCAACAUCCGAUGAAAUCGCACAAAGGUCUGUAUUCAAUCAACCUCUUCAUAGGUUUGGCUCCCACACUCUGAGGAACAGUUUUACACCAUUAAAACAUUGGUUUAUCCAAACAUUACGGUAACACAACGUAAUAUGACGUAUCAGUGCGGUUUGGGGGGUUGAACCAUGAGGCAGGGGGGAUUGAGUGCAGGCCAACCGGCCAAGCCUGUGUGUAAGAGGCAGGCUGACCGGGUGGAAGCAGGGAGGAAGCUAAGAUGGCGUCUGAGAUCUGGGCUCUUUUUAUCAGCUCAUAUUGGCAAAGCUGUUGAACGGUCUCAAAAUAGUAAAUACACUAUCAAAUAAGUACGUCAAUUGAGGUCUAGAGAUUUACAGUGCCUUCAGAAAGUAUUCACCAACGGAAUUUAAAAUGAAUUAAGUUGAGAGGUUGUGUCAGUGAUGUAGACAACGCCCCAUAAUGUCGAGGUGGAAUUGUUUUUAGAAAUGUUUACAAAUGAAAAAUGAAAAGCUUAAGUCUAGAGUCAGUCAGUAUUCAACCCUUUUGCCUAGUAAGCCUAGUAAUAAUAUGCUUAACAAGUCACAUAACAAGUUGCAUGGACUAUGUGUGCAAUAGUAGUGUUUAACAUGAUUUUUAAAUGACUACCCCAUCUCUCUACCCCACACAUACAAUUAUCUUUAAGGUCCCUCAGUCGAGCAGUGAAUUUCAAGCACAGAUUCAACCACAAAGACCAUGGAGUUUUUCCUAUGUUUCGCAAAGAAGGGCACCUAUUGGUAGAUGGGUAAAAAAAACAGACAUUGAAUAUCACUUUGAGAAUGGUGCAGUAAUUAAUUGUACACAUUUGAUGGUGUAUCAAUACACCCAGUCACUACAAAGAUACAGGCCCCCUUCUUAAAUCAGUUCCGGAGAAGAAGGAAACCGCUCAGUGAUUUCACCAUGAGGCUAAUGGUGAUUUUACAACAGUUACAGAGUUUAAUGGCUGUGAUAGGAAAUAACUGACGAUGGAUCAACAACAUUGUAUUACUAACAUAAAUGACAGAGUGGAAAGAAGGAAGCCUGUAGGAAAAAAAUAUUGCAAAACAUACAUCAUGUUUAAAUAAGGCACUAAAGUAAUAGUGCAAAGAAAUACAUGUUUUUUUCCUGAAUACAAAGCAUUAUGUUUGAGGCAAAUCCAACCUAACACAUCACUGUGUACCACUCUUCAUAUUUUGAAGAAUGGUGUUGGCUGCAUCAUGUUAUGGGUAUGCUUGUCAUCGGCAAGAACGAGGGAGUUUUGUAGGAUAAAAAUAAAUGGAAUACAGCUAAGCAUAGACAAAAUCCUAGAGGAAAACCUGGUUCAGCCUGCUUUCCACCAGACACUGGGAGACAAAUUCACCUUUCAGCAGGACAAUAACCUAAAACAGAAGGCCAAAUAUACACUGUUGCUUACCAAGAUGACAUUGAAUGUUCCUGACUGGCCUAGUUCAAUUUUUGACUUAAAUCGGCUUGAACAUCUAUGGCAAGACUUGAAAAUGGUUGUCUAACAAUGAUCAACGACCAUCUUUUUAUUUAUUUAUUUAAACCCGGUAAGUUGACUGAGAACACGUUCUCAUUUACAGCAACGACCUGGGGAAUAGGUUUAGGGGAGAGAAGGGGGAUGAAUGACAGCACACUACACAGGGCAAUGUCCCCAAUCACUGCCUUGUGGGAUAUUUUUUUUUGGGGGGGGGGGGGGGGGGACAAGAGGACAGAGUCCUACACCACUUCCAGCAGCAUCUGGUGUCCUAUCUAGGGACUGACCCGGACCAACCUUUCUUAGCUUUUGAGGCAAGCCAGCGGUGGGAUGUAGGGUGGUAUGCUGCUGGUUAAAGCCAGUGGUGGGAUGUAGGGUGGUAUGCUGCUGGUUAAAGCCAGCGGUGGGAUGUAGGGUGGUAUGCUGCUGGUUAAAGCCAGUGGUGGGAUGUAGGGUGGUAUGCUGCUGGCAAAAUGCUCUGGUGGUAUCUUGACAGAGCUUGACACAUUAUUUAAGAAUAAUGGGAAAAUAUUGUACAAUCCAGGUGUCCAAAGCUCUUAGAGUUUCCGGGUAAGAGUUUUUUUCUCUAAGCUGUAAUCGCUGACUCUAACCUGUAUUGCACAGGGGGGGGGGGGGGGGGGGGGGUACUUAUCUAAUCAAGAUAUAUUACUCUUUUAUUUCCCAUGAAUAAAUAAAAAAUCUUCCACUUUGACAUUACAGAGUAUUUUGUGUAGAUCAUUGACAAUCUUUUUUUCAAUUAAAUCCCAUUUAAUCCCACUUUAUAAACACAAGAAAAUCUGGGAAAUGUAAAAGGGUUUGAAUACGUUCUGAAGGCACUGUAUACAGUAUAUCCUAUUUAGAUUUUCCUCUGGACACUUUACAGUGUAUUAGAAAGCAUUUUACAACCGCUCUCAACGACACAGUUCUUCAGCUCUUAAUACAGUAAGAUUUACAAUAUUUUGUCACUCUGGUAAAGAAGCCUUUCUUCUGUUCUUUACAUCUGUUUGAAAAGAGCACAAAUCUUAUUUUGCACUGAAUGAUUUUUUUUUAAAGUCAAAAGCAUUCUUCAUCUCCUCUGCUGCAGUCAGAAUGGCAGAACCUCAGACGAUGAAAUGAAACAUAUGAUCUAAGCUGCAUACGUCUUAAACGGACCACUGUGGAGUGGACCGAGAAUUAUAGGGUCCAUUUUGGAUGAGAAAUUGCCAGAGUGUGAAUGCAUUUACCAGAAAUGUUCCACUUGAGAAUUAAAAAAAACAAAAAAAAAUGUUUUACUGUAAAGCUUCUUUAAAUGUUUUGUUGUUGCAAAGAAAAUAGUAUUUACUUGUGGCUUCUUGAAAUAUAUAUAUAAAUAUAUAUAUAAAAUAUAAAGCAGGAAUGUAUAUGAAAUGUCAGAAAUAGCAAGGAUUAUUCUAUAGGGCUAUUUGUAGGAAAGACAAAUAUCCAUCAUAGCAGCUUUAUAGCACCACUUUAGAAAAUGUCCUCUAUUUUUGAAUAUAUUUUAGGGCUUUAAACAAAAGACAGGACCUUUUCAGUGUUUAUAUGCAAGUGCAUUUUAUAUUAUGUGUCCUGUGAAUUGUAUAUUGUCUCCUAAGCUGAGGGCACUGGCUGAAGUGAUGGCUUUGGCAUGCUCACAGCUUAACGUUUCAUGGCUAGUGUGCUAUUUUAGAAAAUACCAUGUAGUGUUGCUUUGUAUCAUUAAAGCAAAGAUUUUCAUGCUUGUUGUAAAUAGAAAACAUACUUUGAAAAGGCAAUAAAAAAAUGAUAUUGA
Oncorhynchus kisutch (coho salmon) is the source of this 9096-nucleotide messenger RNA. Its product is annotated as protein quaking-like. The transcript has 6 exons. Gene Ontology annotation, molecular function: mRNA binding. Gene Ontology annotation, biological process: regulation of mRNA splicing, via spliceosome. Bases 561 to 1589 code for a protein of 342 amino acids. The record is from RefSeq and is a predicted model, not a curated record. Gene Ontology annotation, cellular component: nucleus. NCBI's taxonomy places the organism in Eukaryota, Metazoa, Chordata, Actinopteri, Salmoniformes, Salmonidae.